UAAACACAUGUGUUCUGCUGUAAGCAAUGUGCAAUCGGUAUUACGAGUUCUGAAUCAAUACGUUCUUUAGUAGUUGCGUAGUAUGGAAAGAAAGGAAACAUUAUAGACUGUUUAAAACACCGUGUGCAGCAAUGGCCAGACUAAUACAGGAAGGAGAUCAAGUCCUGCUGAAAAGAGAUGACAAUUCUGGGGUGUUUCAAGUGAAACGAAACCGACAACUUCAUUUUGACAAGGCCAAAUUCACACUAGAUGGACUCAUUGGACAUCCAUUUGGUGCAACAUUCAAGGUGGAGAAAGGAGGGAUGAUCAGAAUUGAUGACCCUGACGAAGUUCUCAAUGAACUAAUGGAAACAGAAUCAUCAGCUGCUGUCCGUGGUAAGGACAACCGGGACUUGGUUGCUGCAGGUUCAAACCAGAAACUGUCUCAAGAUGACAUCCUCAAGAUGAAGGAAGAGGGCAAGAAAGGAGAGGAAAUCAUUCAAGAGCUGAUAACAAACAGUGAGACUUUUGAAAACAAGACAGAGUAUUCGCAGAGGAAAUAUCUGCGGAAGAAAAUGAAAAAGCACGUCUUCAUCUUCACAGUUCUCAAGCCAACAGCUAGAUUGCUCAUUGACAUGGUGUACACAAAAUCUCCUGAAAAAAUCAGUCAUCUCCGAAUAGACAGCUUAUCCCAGAUCCUGCAGUACGCCAACAUCAUGGCUGGCAUCAACGUCGCUAUUGUCGACACACUCCAGGGGCUGGUUGUGGGGUCAGUGAUGGAGAGAAUGGGAGGUAUGGGGAAGGUUGUCCAGUUCUACCCAGGAUCUGAUCUCAACAGGCAUGUGUUGAAUUUCUUCGACUUCCCAUCAGAAUUCAAAGACAAUUUGUACAAUUUUGGUCUUAAGAACUUACCAGAGUUAAAGACUCGUGGACAAGAAUCUGUCAGAGAUAUGAAGAGUGACACUGAAGAGAAGGGAGAUAACUCUGGAGAGAAAGACUGUGACAGUAGUGAUAAUGGUGCUCAAACUCAAGACAGCCUUACAAAGACAGACGGCGGUCAGGCUGGGGAAAAGAGGAAGGGAGAUAACUCUGGAGAGAAAGACUGUGACAGUAGUAAUAACAGUGGACAAGAACGUGCAGAGUGCCUUGAUAUAAAGAUGGCGACUGCAGAGAAGGGAGAUGACUCUGGAGAGAAAGACCGAGACAGUAGUAAUAAAAGUGGACAAGACCGUGCUGAGAGCCCAGAUAUAAAGAUGGAGACUGAAGAGGAGGGAGAUAACUCUGUAGAGAAAGCCUGUGAUAGUAAUAACAGUGCUCCAAGUCAGGACAGCCGUACGAAGACAGAUGGCAUUCAGACUGGGGAGAAGAGGAAGGGAGAUAACUCUGAGAAAGUGGAAAAGAGACUGGAAAAAGCCAGAAUACAAGAUUAUGUGAAAACUCUCAUUUUACAGAAGGAUUUUGAUUGUUUGAUAGUGGCCUGCAAGCACCAUCCCACACCUAUAGUGCUGGCUCUGCUGGAGUAUGUUGGCCCAUCGCGUCCCGUCGUGGUGUACUCUUCUUACAAGGAGGCUCUGAUGGACUGCUACAACUGUGUGAGGGAGCGGGGUGGCGUCCUGAGUCUCAGACUGACCGAGACAUGGUACCGGGAGUAUCAGGUACUCCCAGCUCGCACUCACCCCACCAUGCAGAUGACAGGGACUGGAGGAUACCUACUGACAUUCACCACUGUCAGCAGCUGAGAGAGCACCAGGAAGAAAUUGCAGCAAUAACUCACCUUAGGAGAGACAGCCAUGAGAGAGGUUCACUGGCCAGGGGGGGCUAGUAGUUGGACACUCAUUGACAUACAAUCUGGCUAAUGAUAACUGUUCACCAACUUAAAAAGUGGAUCCCAGAAAUAUUUUGAGAGUUAAGGUGGGGCAAAUGGCCUUCUACAUAUGCCUUCCAAUGCACAUUGUUGCUCUCCCUCUAGCGUUCUAGUUUCUACUGCUGGAGAAUUGCCAUUCAGAUGAUCAUCACCACCAAUUGACAUUCAGGAGCCGAAACUGGAGCCUUUGGUAGCCUACUGUUAUUUUAGUGGGGCUCUGCCAGUGUGAAGAGACUUUCACACAAGCUGAUUUGAUUCCGCAUCUGGACCUUGUUGUAUUUAUCAAAUUGGGCACUUUGUGUUGAUGAUUUUACGAAAGAAAUAGGUUGUAUUGUUUUAUCAUUUAUCAUAACGCAACAGAUAUUCUCUCCAUCCUGACAUAAUUGUGUUUACAACUUGUCCAGCUUGAGAUCAUCAUAUGAAUAAAAACUGAAGAUAUGAAACAUGUAA
Haliotis rufescens (red abalone) is the source of this 2293-nucleotide messenger RNA. Its product is annotated as tRNA (adenine(58)-N(1))-methyltransferase non-catalytic subunit TRM6-like. NCBI's taxonomy places the organism in Eukaryota, Metazoa, Mollusca, Gastropoda, Lepetellida, Haliotidae. The transcript has 12 exons. Gene Ontology annotation, biological process: tRNA methylation. The coding region runs from base 132 to 1718 and encodes 528 amino acids. The record is from RefSeq and is a predicted model, not a curated record. Gene Ontology annotation, cellular component: tRNA (m1A) methyltransferase complex; nucleus.